AUGACCAUCUACUUCUUAAUUUUCCUUCAUCCUUUACUAAACACCUUUGCUUCGCACACACAGUCCUUGUGCCGCAGCGACCAACGAGAUGCUCUUUUGGAGCUAAGAAAAGAGUUCCCAAAGCAUUACGAGGACUACGGUCUAGCAAUCCCGUGGAACAAGAGCGUUGACUGCUGUUCUUGGGAUGGCGUCAUGUGCGAUGCUAUAUUGGGAGAGGUGAUAUCAUUACAACUCUGUUUGUCCGAUAUUUCUGUCAACACCUCUUUGAAAUCUAGCAGUGGUCUUUUCAAACUCCAUCACCUUACUUUCUUGGACCUUUCAAGAUGCCGUCUCCACGGAAAGAUUCCUUCUUCCAUUGGAAAUCUCUCCCAUCUCACAUCUCUUGAUCUUUCUCAGAACCAAUUAGUAGGUGAAGUUCCGGCUUCAAUCAGUAACCUAAACAAACUAGAUUACAUUAAUCUUGGAAAAAAUCAUCUUAGAGGUAAUAUUCUUACUUCAUUUGGCAACUUUACGGAGCUUUAUAAAUUAAACCUCCGUGAAAAUCAAUUCACUGGUGGGAUUAGCGUCUUAGCCAAUUUAACCAGCUUGUCCGAAAUAGACAUCUCCCUCAAUCACUUCAAAUCCUCGUUUCCCUCUUAUGACCGCCGCCACAACCACUUGUUUAUAUUUUGGGGAUAUGGAAACUCCUUGUCCGGACCGUUUCCAACAUCCUUGCUCAUGCAACCUUUCUUAGACGAGAUUGAUUUAAGCGGAAACCAAUUCGAGGGAUCAAUUGAUUUUGAGAAUACGUCGUCCUCGACUAUGCUUAGAGUGUUACAUGUCGGCUACAACAAUUUGGAUGGACUAAUCCCAGAAUCUAUAUCGAAAUUGUUCUUAGCCACAACAAUUUCCGAGGACAAAUUGCUAGAUCUAUAUCAAAAUUAG
Camelina sativa (false flax) is the source of this 924-nucleotide messenger RNA. NCBI's taxonomy places the organism in Eukaryota, Viridiplantae, Streptophyta, Magnoliopsida, Brassicales, Brassicaceae. The record is from RefSeq and is a predicted model, not a curated record.